AUGAAGUUCCUGGAGUUGCUUGCGCCCGCCGCUGGGCUUGUAUCCCUCGCCUACGCUGGGGAGACUGAUGUCAACACCAUCUACACCACGGUUGUGACCACGGCGUACGAGACGUACUGCCCUUCGCCCACAACCUUUGUCCACCACAACGUCACUUACACCGCAACCUCAGCCACCACUCUUACCAUCACCAACUGCCCCUGCACAAUCACCACUCACCGCCCGCCCCCGUACACAACCACUAAGACCAUUCACCCUCCUCCUCACCCGUCGGUCAACUCCACCUUCGUGACCACCGUCACAAGAACCCCCAAGCCACCCAAGCCGACGUACCACAACACCACCUCUAUCGAGCACACCCCCCAGCCCCCGAAGCCAUCCAAGCCUCCUCACCACAACGGCACCACUACCACCGUCAUCGUCGUCACCCCGCCCGCGGAGACGACGAUCGCUCACACCUCGCCCGUCACACUCACCUCGCCGCACAACCCGCCCACCAAGACGCCCGUGAGCCCCUCGACCACUCGCCCCGUCACCGUCGACGGCAGCGGCGCCGAAAAGCUAGGCGCGGGCAUCGCGGCCGUCAUGGUCGCGGGCUUCGUUGCUCUGCUUGUUUAA
This is a messenger RNA of Colletotrichum truncatum, 618 nucleotides long. RefSeq lists its product as uncharacterized. The record is from RefSeq and is a predicted model, not a curated record. Gene Ontology annotation, molecular function: structural constituent of cell wall. Gene Ontology annotation, cellular component: fungal-type cell wall. Gene Ontology annotation, biological process: fungal-type cell wall organization. NCBI's taxonomy places the organism in Eukaryota, Fungi, Ascomycota, Sordariomycetes, Glomerellales, Glomerellaceae.